ACUGAAUACUGGCACCAUUUCCCAUGGGGGGGGUGGUGAUUUUAGCUGAUAUCUCACUUCUCAGGGUAACAGAGAGCACAGCUGCUGCUAGUGUCCUGAAGCUGCCCGGGCCUGUAUGCUGCUACCUGUGUACUGCAAUAGUGCCUGCCAAAAUUGUCACGGAGUGGUGUGAGAAAGAAAUAAGGCUGCCAUUCCUAGAAACCUUUGAGAGAGGACUGUGGAGUAACUCCAUGAAAGUUUCUUCGAGCUCGUUCAGGAGGAUUCAAGGGCCAUCCCUGUAUAUAAACAAAUUGCUCAGUAUGGCCCCCUUGCCUAACUCUACAGGGCAAUGAAAAGCAGAUAACUAUGCUACCUCUCUUAGUUCUGCUACCUCGUCUUGUAUGAGUAAACUAAUGAAAAGUUGAUAGCUGUGUCCUGUUAAGGUGGGGGCAUCAUCAGUACAUCAAUGUAAUGGGAAAUACAGUUACACUUACCUGAGGUUCCUUCCUCUGCAUCGAACAUCCCCAUGCUCAACUGCCUGGACUGCAGUGGAAUCUCAAACAGGAAAAGUAAAUCUGAAAAUGCACGGGAGUGCUUAGUUCCCAGCCAGCCUGUGAUAGAAGUGGUGGCGGUGAAGAUCUUGGGAGGCUGCAAGCUCUUGCUGCGCUUACUAGAGUGUUGCUGCAAAGCAUUUGUCCUAUCUGUUAAGCAUCUGUGUUUGGAAGAAUACAUUCUCUUGAACACCGUGGUUUCAGGAUUGUUGAGCAGAUUAUGGAUUCUUUAUAGGUGUGUAUUACAAAGCCUCAUUUCUUUAUAUGGGGUGUUGUCUGGGUUGCUGCAGGAGGUGUCCAGGACCCAGCAGAUGCCUUACAUUAAGGGGUUUACCUUCCCUUCUGAAAUCACUGAGUUUCUGGGACCCCUUUAUUUGGAGAUUAAGAAAAGACCUAAAGUACUUGCAACAAAAAAGGCAACUGGAUGGCUGAACAAACUGUUCACAGGGCCUGCAGUAGCAUCCAGGUGCAGUAAAGAGAGAGGCCUGGCAGCUCCCACAAGGGGCAGCAAGAAGAUGACGAGCAUUCAGCGCCCCAUUGACAUUGGGAAGCCGGUUUCGGUGAAAAGAUCUAAUAAAGGGAAGCAGUUGGAAUUUGACAUCAAGACCUUAUGUAGGCAACUUAAACCCAGAGUCCAAAAGGAUGUAGACUUCAGACUAACACUUUCUGAAGCAAAAGCAGCAAGAUCCCAGCAUACCAAAUCCCUUGUGUUGAGGUUUAGAGAAGCCUGCUCUUUUGGAGAACUGUCUGAAGCACUCAAAAUGGCCGUUCUCUGCUGCAAAAGCAAAAAGCUCAAGUCAGAAGCUUUCUUUCUGGGAACCAAACUUUUGAAAAGCAAACGGCUGCAGCAUGUGGAGGCUCAGGGCUGCAGCUUGCAGAAAAAACUGGGCUGUGUUAAAGCAUCUAUCUGCAAAUACCUUCUCUCUGGCUUGCAAAAGGCAUGUUGGCCAAAGCAGUACCACAGAGCAUGUUUCUGGCAGCAAAGGAAGAUCAAACUGUCUAGAAGAUCAAAAUCUGUCUCAAAGAAGACUCCAGAGUUUGUUCAACAAAACACUUCCAUCCUUUUUGAAGACAGUAUGCCUGGUGCUGUGUCCCUCUUUCCUGCUCAGCAGUGUGAGCAUUCACUUCACUUAAGAAAAGCAGGAGACUGUAGUACUGCCACGCAUGUUGGAGAACAAGACAAAGUGGGGAUCUCUGAACCUGUGGCAUUGGAAAGAAACCCUGGACCUACAGUGAAAGGGGCUAGUGAGAAUGAUGAUAUUGAUGACAUUUUUGCAGCAAUGGGUGUAUAACACUGGUGUAAUGUGUGGGUGAGUCACUGUAGUACAGAGGUCCCCAAACUGUGGGACAUGCCCCCCCAAGGGUGGGUGUGGAGGAACUUUAGGGGGGCACAAUGGGGCUCAAGCCAGCCCCCCUGGGGAGUGGGGGAAGGAGCACUACCCAACCCUGCUCCAACCCCUCUGCUGUGGCCCCGUGCACAGCCUCGACUCUGCAUCUGUCCCAUCCCUAGUUUUGGCCCUUCCCCAAGCCUUGGCUACUGCUCUGUUUCCAGCCCUGGCCUGAAACCCGCACUGAGCUACAGCACCAGCCUUGGCCCCCUUACCUGCGUCUAUCUCCAUCCCUCUUCCCCCCCCCCCCCCCCAACCUCAGGAGCUACAGCCCUGCUCCUGACCAUGUGGGGGAGGGAUGCACACAGAAGUGUAUGGCAGGGCCCAACCAUGAAAUUUGGGGACUACUACUCUAGAACUCCACAGUCUAGCUUUUUAUAACUGCCUUUAGAAGAUGGGUUGGGGUCUCCUAAAGGAAACUAUCAGAAACAUUGUUAAAGCGUUAGUCUCUGAAAUCCACAUACUUAAUUUCCCCACAAUAAUUGGGGUGGUGUGAGAGGGGCUAGUGAGGCUGCCAUACAGAAGAUAGUGGCCUUACUAAAUGUUUCUUUGCAAAAUGCCAUUUUAGAGGAGAUCUCAGACGGACAGUCUAAUAUCUUCAUGGGUGAGGGGGCCUUGCUAAGAGAACAGGGGUUUAUUUGGGCGUUUUUCAUCUCUUCAUCUGGAAAAGCACAAUGCCUCUCUCUAGUCCUACUGCAUGACUAUGAGAGACCUGUCUUAUAAGUGCUGCAAUCACAGAAUGUAGUAUAAAACACCAUGUUAGAAACCAACUAGAGGACAAGAUUCCUCUAGCAUGUGGAAAGAGCUGGGCCAUCUGCUUCUGGCUAUCAAAGGAACCCCUCCCUUGCUCUGAGUAAAGAUUGAACACCACAAAUACUUAGUCUUGGCUUGUUUUAAAAUACUUUCUAUGUUCAGUCACCCCUUUAAUAUUUGCUGCUAGUACAGAAAUCACAAUGUCUUUGUAUUGUCAUGAUCUUAGAGGGAGGACAGCAGUCUUUGCCAUUUUGAUGCCUGAAGUGUAUGGGAGCAUAUAAGCUGGCUCUUACAGCGUUGCUUUUAGCCAGGGGUACGUGUACCGCUUGGAGUACACAGAGGUCUUCCAGGGGGUACAUCAACUCAUCUAGAUAUUUGCCUAGGUUUUAACAGGCUGCAUAAAAAGCCCUAGCAAAGUCAGUACAAACUAAAGUUUUAUACAGAUAACUUUACUAUACAUUGAAAUGUAAGCACUCUUUAUAUUCCAAUAGACUUUUAUAAUUAUAAUAAAAAUGAAUCAAUUUCA
Messenger RNA from Dermochelys coriacea (leatherback sea turtle), 3197 nucleotides. RefSeq names its product nucleolus and neural progenitor protein (gene RMP64). The coding region runs from base 506 to 1822 and encodes 438 amino acids. Gene Ontology annotation, cellular component: nucleus. The record is from RefSeq and is a predicted model, not a curated record. The transcript has 7 exons. Gene Ontology annotation, biological process: positive regulation of Notch signaling pathway. NCBI's taxonomy places the organism in Eukaryota, Metazoa, Chordata, Testudines, Dermochelyidae.